Messenger RNA from Urocitellus parryii (Arctic ground squirrel), 2809 nucleotides. RefSeq names its product RAB7B, member RAS oncogene family (gene Rab7b). Gene Ontology annotation, cellular component: late endosome; lysosome; phagocytic vesicle. Lineage: Eukaryota; Metazoa; Chordata; Mammalia; Rodentia; Sciuridae. The record is from RefSeq and is a predicted model, not a curated record. Gene Ontology annotation, molecular function: GTP binding; GTPase activity. Gene Ontology annotation, biological process: phagosome-lysosome fusion; endosome to lysosome transport.
UGCGCAGAGGGAGAGGAGGAAAACUCAGAGGGAAGUAGCUGGCUAACAAAGUCUUUCAGGUUCCCAACGCCGCCGUUUAAUUCUCUGACUCAGCUGAGACCUUUGCUCCAAGAAGAGACCUCCAGACUCAGAGAGAGCGCCCACCUGCCCCCGGAGGCCAAGUGCUACAGCCUCAGCGUUCUGAAGCCACUUCAUGAAUCCUCGGAAGAAGGUGGACUUGAAGCUCAUCAUUGUCGGAGCACUUGGAGUGGGAAAGACCUCCCUCCUUCACCAAUAUGUCCACAAGACAUUUUAUGAGGAAUACCAGACCACGCUGGGGGCCAGCAUCCUCUCCAAGAUCAUCAUGCUGGAUGACACAACUUUGAAGCUGCAGAUCUGGGACACAGGCGGUCAGGAGCGGUUCCGCUCCAUGGUGUCCACCUUCUACAAAGGCUCUGAUGGCUGUAUCCUGGCUUUUGAUGUCACCGACCUGGAGUCCUUUGAAGCCCUGGAUAUCUGGCGGGGUGACGUUCUGGCCAAGAUUAUCCCUAUGGAGCAGUCCUACCCCAUGGUGGUGCUGGGGAACAAAAUUGACCUGGAAGACAGGAAGGUGCCCCAGGAGGUAGUCCAAGGCUGGUGUAAAGAGAAGGACAUUCCCUACUUUGAAGUCAGUGCCAAAAAUGACAUCAAUGUGGUGCAAGCCUUUGAGGUGCUGGCCAGCCGGGCUCUGUCGCGGUAUCGAGAAAUCCUGGAGAAUCACCUCACAGACUCCAUCAAACUCGUGCCAGGCCAGGCAAAGAGCAGAUGCUGCUGACAUCCAGGGCCCCGCUCCGGACACCCAGGGACAGAGCCUGCCCUGGGCCCACUCAUCCCGGCUGGAUCCCCCCACGGUCCCACUGCCAACCCAUGCUCAGCCCAGGAGGCAAAGGCUCRGCUCUCAGAGCCCUCGACCAUGCUGGCUCCAGAAUCCUAGCAGCCAUCGCCUGGGGCAGACUGUAGUGAGGACGGGGUUACACCCUCAGGGCCCCGGAUGAAGCCCAGAAUGUCACCAGCAACUCCUGGCCCUGGAGGAGUCACAGUUUCCUCAAUGGCUCCAGCUUUCUUUCUGCCUGCUCUUUCCACAAUCCUGCUCCAGAACGCAUCUCUGCAGAUAGGCCACUGUUCCUAGCGUCCCAUGGACUGGUCUCCUUGCUCCUUCCUGCCUCACACCCCCAAAGCCACAAGACCAUGAUGCAGCUCSGCCUCCCUCAGUAACCAGGCCAAGGAGAGAGGGUGUGGAGCCCGCGUGCAGGGCCUGCCUCCAUUCCCAGAAGAUGCUCAGCAGCCCUGAGGCUCCCCUUGGAKUAGAGGACUGAGGGCGCACAGGAAAGCUGCCAGGGACUCUCUUCAUUCCCCUCUGCUGGGUGCUCAGGACAACUCACAGAAAUCUCUCCAGCCUCAGUUUAUUCAUCUGUCCAAUGGGGGUGAUAGGCAGGUGCCUGCCCAUGUCAAGGUGUGAUUUUUAGGGACCAGAAGCUGCACCUACAUCUCAGUGGCUAUUGUUGAUAUGCGUUUACUACUCCUUCAAAAAAUAGUGUUUAGCAUCUACUAUGUUAGUUGCCCUGAGGUCUGGACAAGAGCUCUGAUCCCCCAGAGCUGACAGCUGGUGGGGGGGAGAGGCAAUGAUAAGAACUUAUACAGGUGUUCCCAAAGAGCAGGUAAGUGCCAAGAACACAGUGAAACAAGGCAACAGGGCAGGGACAGGGCUGUGAUGAGGUGCGAUUUUAGGACUUCCCUGAGGAGGUGACGUUUGGCCUGGGAGCUAGAGAAAGAGAUACAGCUGCCACUAGAGAGCUGGAGAAAGUGUGUUCCAUGGGAACAAACAGCAAGGGAGAGACCCUGAGGCAAGGACUAGAUUGCUGUAUUCAAGGAACAGWGAAAGGACAUUCAUUUACCUGAAGAUUCAAAGCUGCGGUCCCAAAGGCCAACCUGACCACUGGCAGAGGGUGCCUUGCUGCUCUGAUGACUGGCCACCAGAGGGCAGCAGUACUCCUCCGUUUCCAAGCUCAGCCGAAGGUGGAUGUUCCUGGGACACUUGAGGAGCUGGUGUUCUGGCCAAGUUCAAGGUUCAAAGUUUGCUCCCACGUUCUAGGCAUUAUCACCCAGAUUUGUGGGGCAAAAGAACUCAAAGUUCUUAAACAUAGUAAGAAAUGGGCAAAAACUGCAGCAUACUUGAUUCAGGCAGGAAAUCAGAAUCAGAGACCAAUACUCCAAUGAGAUGCCUGAGGAGCUCCCGGAUCCUCUGUCCCUGCAGAAGCUUAUCUGUGGCUUCAGACAGCACAGAUAAGACACCCAGCCUGAAAGAAGUGAACAAGAUGACCUCUCAGGAUCUUCCAUGGCCGAGUUCAUGUCCACCACAGACGUCUCCUUGUCUCUAUAGAAGUCUCCUGAGUUCCAAGAAAAGCUGCAGAUAUUAGCUCAUGACUGCAGGUGUCAUCUGCCUCUAGAGAUUUACCUAGAGGGAGGGGAGUUGGGGUGAUCAKCAAGGGUUUGGGGAGCCCCUCCCCUCCACCUAGCUCUGAAAUAUGACCUGGCUCAAUACUUGGGUCCAACACAGGAGAAAAGCAGCACCCCUCUAUCUGUCCUCCAGAAGUCCCAGAGAGGGACAACAUGCCCUCAWGGGGUGACAUUUUGCACACACUGGCUCUCCUGGGAGUCAGUCACACUGUGGAUUUGAUGUGUCACAUGUGGRUAGCAUCAGCUGUGUACCACAGUGGACAUACAGACCAUUUGUACACAACAACUAGUAAAUGUAUUCCGUGUUUUUAAUCCUGUGUGGGACAGUAGUCRC